Messenger RNA from Aegilops tauschii subsp. strangulata, 2620 nucleotides. RefSeq names its product cycloeucalenol cycloisomerase. NCBI's taxonomy places the organism in Eukaryota, Viridiplantae, Streptophyta, Magnoliopsida, Poales, Poaceae. The record is from RefSeq and is a predicted model, not a curated record. Gene Ontology annotation, molecular function: cycloeucalenol cycloisomerase activity.
GCAGUAUCUGAAACAACAAAGUUCGUUCGAUCGAGUACCUCGCCGGCAGCGGGAUCGGGCAAUGGCAGGGGAGUCCCUUGGCCCGCGUGCCCGGCCGACGGUGCCCUCCCCGCCUGACGCAGCAGCCCGGCGGGCGGCGGCGGGGAAGGGGAAGAAGAGAAGCGCGUGGCUGGCGGCGGACGGGAGCAAGCGGUGGGGGGAGGCCUUCUUCCUGCUCUACACGCCCUUCUGGCUCACGCUCUGCCUCGGCCUCGUCGUCCCCUUCAAGCUCUACGAGAGGUUCACGGAGCUGGAGUACUUGGUUAUUGGAUUGGUGUCUGCCGUGCCUGCGUUCCUCAUCCCGCUCUUCCUCGUAGGCAAGGCAGACAACAAUAGAAGUUUGAAAGAUCGUUAUUGGGUUAAGGCUAAUGUUUGGAUUAUGGUUUUCAGUUAUGUUGGCAACUAUUUUUUAACACAUUACUUCUUCACAGUUCUUGGUGCAUCAUAUACUUUUCCGUCAUGGAGGAUGAAUAAUGUACCACAUACAACAUUUCUCCUGACUCAUGCUUGCUUCCUAUUUUAUCACAUGGCAUCAAAUAUAACACUUCGCAAAUUACGCCACUCUACAGCUAAUUUGUCGAUGUCUCUUCAAUGGUUGUUUGAAGUUGCGUGGAUUUUAGCACUCGCAUACUUCAUAGCAUACUUGGAGACCUUAGCCAUUUCAAAUUUUCCAUAUUAUGAAUUCAUCGAUCGGGAUAUAAUGUACACAGUAGGCUCAUUGUUUUAUGCCUUAUACUUCCUUGUCAGCUUCCCAAUGUUCUCAAGGAGAGUAUGGCGACCAUCGCGACCUUCAAGAGGAGCGGAAGGAGCAGGGCCUUGCCAAUGCACACUUGAAAAAAAACUGGGCAUGGAGACUCCUCUUGGCGCUGACGACACCACCGGGCUGGGGGAGGUGGCUCUCCGCAUGUGACCAAGACAACGGGUGCCGCCAUCAACACCGCCAACAUCCAUUGAUGGUUGAUCGCCCCGCUAGUGGCAUCCGCCACAUUUCUUGCUGCUAAUAGUUCGUCCUGCCUCUGCCGAUAUUGCUCAAGGGGUGGCAUGCCCUCCCCACCAAUGAGCACAUCGAUAGUUGGACUCUCCAUUAUCACAAGUUGGAGUUCCCGACCUACAAUGGCGACGGUCACCCGUUGUCCUGGCUUAAUUGAUGCGAUCAUUUUCUUGCAGCUCAAUGCACACUAGUGAGCGAGAAAACAUGGGUGGCAUCCUACCACCUCACGGUCGUGGUUAACAUGUGGUACUGCAACUUGGAUAACAAGCAUGGCCAGUCCACCUGGGAGGACUUCACACAUCAAUAUAUGCUUUACCACCCUCUCGCGGCAAUCCGUUCGACGAGGUUAUUUAGUUCACCUCUAGGUGUAGUGGCCGACUACGAGAAAGUAUUUCUGGCUCUCGUCUCAUGAUGUAAGUUCUUUCCUGACGAGGAGGAACACGACACCUUCAUAAGUGGUAUUUUCCAACCCCAAGGCUCCAGUUCUUCUCCUUAAGCUAAUGACAGUCAGGGCCGCUGCCCGACCAAAUCGUUGGAGUCACUCGUCCGGUCCUACUACCCCUCGGACGCCUUGGUUGGGGACACUUAUUCGGCACCUCCCAUCGUCAAUCGUACAUUCAUUCUCUCUCUCCAAACGAGAUGGAGGAGCUACGUCACCAGGGCCUUUGCUAGAACUGUGGAGACACCUUUGUCCAUGGACAUUGCUACAAUUUUUAUGUUGCUGAUUACAUUCUACCCUAAUGAUGAUGAGCCUACCACUAAUGUUGGGAAGAGUUGGCAACCCCAAUUUUUGUUGCUGGCCUUGUUCGACAUUUGCGGCUCUAGAACCAUGCAGUUGCACAUAUCCAUUGGUGGCGUCUCCCUUAUGGUUCCCAUCUACACUGGCUCCACACACAAUGUUGUGGCGUUUGAGUUGACUAAGCGCGUGGAGAUCACUUUGCACAAAUGCGUGUAGCUUUCUAUCGUUGUUACCAAUGGCGAUUGCAUUACCAGCGAUGACAUAUGUUGUGGCACUUUCAUCGCCAUUGACCGGGAGGCUUUCUCCCUCGACUUAUACCCCAUCCCACUUGGCUUGUUUGACGUUGUGUUAGGGGUCCAAUGGCUCAGUACACUAGGUCAUAUCCUUUGUGACAUUACCCAACUCUUCAUGGCCUUUUGGCGCGAUACUCAUUGGGUCAUCUGGCACGGGGAGGUGGCACCCACUGGCACACCAACACUUCUAUCAUCAAUAUGCCAGCCAGAACCUCAUGGCCGAGUUGAUGGGACCCUCACAUUUUAUCAAUACCAACACAAUAUUGCUUCUUGCCGAUACAUCAAAGCAUAAAAGCUUUUGGGAAAGAGAGAGAGAGGAGGGAGAGAGGGAGGGAAGGAGAGAAUUGGAAGAGAGAAGACCAACACAACUCACAAGUACGUAUGCCAUUCUAGAUAGCCGUGCUUGAACAAUAGAAAUGGUAGCCAUAUUUUUAUUUUAUCUUGAAUAAAUUCCAUAAACACUAGUACUAUAAGCUUGUGUUGUGACACAGAAAUGAAAAUUAGACGUGUCUUGCACUGGAUCCCAAGUCUAAAUGCAACUACAUUUAACUCUAUUAC